AUGUCAUUUGAUUUGCUCGUAAAAGUCGCGUGUGAAGCCGCAAACGAGACAUUUGUGAUGGAAAGAGUUCAUUUUUCCGAGCAUAAACUUUUGUUCGACAAUGAUAUUCGCAAUGAAAAUUUGGCGAAUAUUGGGCGACCGCGUGUAUGGUCACAGACACGGCAAGAAUUAUGCGAAAGCGUUCCAUAUUUUCGUAAUUGGCAAUCUGGGGUAUAUUUCAAAGAAGGAGUAACGUAUGGUUACCUUGUUGAUGGGUACGGCGCGAUGCGUGAUCCAGAAUAUGAAUUAGACAACAAUGACGAUGAUCUUACCGAUGAAGAAGAUAUCUUGAAUGGAAAUAAUACAGAACAUAAACCUAAGACCAUGCAUGAGGGCCCAUUUAUUCGGUGGAAAUUUCGAUUUGAAUGGGUUCCAGAUCAAGAAUAUCCACCUUGGUGGGAAUCACCUAGUCAAAAACUUAUUUAUUCAACUCUUUUACCGGGCGCUUUAAGAGUUUUUAUAUGCCCCGAAUGCGAAGCUCCAUCAUCUAAAAUUUAUAAAACUGCGUGGAUAUGCUUAAAUCAUAAAUGUAACCGUUUUUGGCAGGCGUGGUCUGAUAAAAAUCAAUGGAUUAAAGUGCCAAAUAAUCUUAUAUAUGAUCCAGUGUUUCUUAAUCCUGGUCUAAUUUCUCGUGAUCAAUUGCAUCGUAUACCCUUCUCAAUAUUGCCACCACAGCCUCCAGGCACGUCGAAUAAUGACAUAACGAAUUCUAGUGUUUUAUAUGGUGUUCAAUACUGGAAAGGAUUUCAUUGUCUUCGAUGUGGUCGAGUUUCUUGUCGAGAUAGAUGGGCUUUUUGGGAGUGCGCAAAUUGUGGGUUAAAGCAUGAAGCACCAGAACAACGUCUUUUUCCUUCGAUGUUACGCAACCCGAAUCUCCCUGUGUUAAUUGGGCCUGCGUUCGAUUACGAUUCAUGCAUUAAAGAUAAUAGUGGGAUUACCAAGACUAGUGAAGUGUCUGCUGAGGGUGCCGUCGUUCGCAAAUAUUACUUUCCUGAAGGUGGCUAUAUUAUACACAGGAUUGGAAAUAAUUCUAUAAAUAGAAUAUCGGAUCAAUUUUUCAUGAAAUUCCAACGAAAGGAUUUGCCGUUUAAAAGGAAUACCUUAAAAAAAGGAUGUAAUAGAAGUAA
This is a messenger RNA of Scutellospora calospora, 1166 nucleotides long. NCBI's taxonomy places the organism in Eukaryota, Fungi, Glomeromycota, Glomeromycetes, Diversisporales, Gigasporaceae. The record is from the annotation of a GenBank genome assembly.